Molecule: messenger RNA, 1302 nt
Organism: Fusarium pseudograminearum CS3096
Lineage: Eukaryota; Fungi; Ascomycota; Sordariomycetes; Hypocreales; Nectriaceae
Exons: 2
Coding region: 1-1302 (433 amino acids)
Biological process (GO): carbohydrate metabolic process
Molecular function (GO): hydrolase activity, hydrolyzing O-glycosyl compounds
Source: RefSeq, a predicted model, not a curated record
AUGAAGUUCACUCCUCUUCUCCUCUCAACUCUUCUCGCCAACACGGUCGUUGGUCAGACUCCUGACAAGACCCAGGAGAAGCACCCCAAGAUCGAGACAUACCGCUGCACCAAGGCAAAGGGCUGCAAGAAGGCGACAAACUACAUCGUCGCCGAUGCAGAGCUUCACGGCAUCAGCCAGGCCAACGGCCAGAGCUGCGGUAACUGGGGUGAAGCCGCCAACAAGACGGCCUGCCCCGACGAGGCAACAUGUGCCAAGAACUGCAAGCUCUCUGGUAUGAACGAGGCUGCGUACAAGGCCAAGGGUAUCAGCACCUCUGGUAACGCUCUCCGUCUGGAGAUGCUGCGCAACGGCCAGUCUGUUUCUCCCCGUGUUUACCUCCUCGAGGAGAACAAGAACAAGUAUGAGAUGCUCAAGCUUACCGGCGCUGAGUUCUCUUUCGAUGUUGAGACUCAAAAGCUUCCUUGUGGUAUGAACGGUGCUCUGUACCUUUCUGAGAUGCCUGCCGAUGGUGGAAAGAGCACGAGCAAGUACAGCAAGGUUGGUGCUGCUCAGGGUGGUGGAUACUGUGAUGCUCAGUGCUAUGUCACACCCUUCAUCAACGGAGUGGGUAACAUCAAGGGCAAGGGUGUCUGCUGUAACGAGAUGGACAUCUGGGAGGCCAACUCUCGCGCCACCCACAUUGCUCCUCACCCCUGCAGUGUCCCUGGUCUUUAUGGCUGCACAGGUGCCGAAUGCCAGAAAGAUGGUAUCUGCGACAAGGCUGGCUGCGGCUGGAACCACAACCGCAACGGCGUUCCUGAGUUUUACGGACGAGGCAAGAACUUCAAGGUCGACACGACCCGCAAGUUCACAGUUGUUUCGUCAUUCCCCGCCGACAAGAGUGGCAAGCUCACAGAGAUGCACCGCCACUACAUCCAGGACGGCAAGGUGAUCAAGAGCGCCGUCGUCACCCUCCCCGGACCUCCCAAGGUUACCGGUAACAUCAUCACCGACAACUACUGCAAGGCCUCGCACGCAGACGACUACAUCCGUCUCGGCGGCACAGAGGAGAUGGGCGAUGCCAUGACCCGCGGUAUGGUUCUCGCCAUGAGUGUCUGGUGGAGCGAGGGUGACUCCAUGGAGUGGCUCGACGGACAGGGCGCUGGCGCUGGACCCUGCACCAAGGAGGAGGGACUUCCCAAGAACAUUGUCAAGGUCGAGCCCAACCCUGAGGUUACGUUUAGCAACAUCCGCAUUGGCGAGAUCGGGUCGACACACGCGGUGAAGAUGCCUCGCGUGUAUGGCGCUCACCGCCUGUAA